This is a messenger RNA of Pyricularia pennisetigena, 1713 nucleotides long. RefSeq lists its product as uncharacterized. The transcript is spliced from 3 exons. Gene Ontology annotation, cellular component: endoplasmic reticulum; membrane. Gene Ontology annotation, molecular function: long-chain fatty acid-CoA ligase activity. Bases 1 to 1713 code for a protein of 570 amino acids. Lineage: Eukaryota; Fungi; Ascomycota; Sordariomycetes; Magnaporthales; Pyriculariaceae. The record is from RefSeq and is a predicted model, not a curated record.
AUGGGUGUCGACAGCUGGAUGUGGGACAUUGACCAGCACCUCUCCCUUGUCCUCGGACAAUGGAACGGCUACACCACAACAAUCUUUACCCUUCUCCUCGGCAUUUGGACAUGGGCCCUCUUCACUCGCAAGGAGCCCGACACGCACCCGAUGCUGCUGGCCCGACAGGCCCAGUCUUCGCCUGUCCGGCAACCCGGCCAGUCGUCCGUCUAUCGUUGUCAUGCAGCACCACAUGGCAUGCCUCUCAACAGCGGGCUCAACGUCAAGGACCCCGGUGCUUCCAAGUGGGCCAAGGGUCGGGAUGGUGAUCUGCGAGACAUUUGGAGGCGUGCUGUAGCUGGCGUUCCCGAGGGUGAAGGUAAUACCGGCGGCAAGGGGAAGCUGUUGACGGUCCAUGGUGACAAGGUGCACGAGCAAAACCUCGACGACGUCACUCGCCAGAUCAACAUCAUCGGCCAGCACAUCCUUGACCAGGGCGGCAACCGUGUGGCCAUCUACCUCCCCAACUCGGUUGAGCUUCUCGCUGCUCUCUUUGCUUGCGCCUUCCACAACCUGACCGCCAUUAUUUUGCCCGUUGAACAACCAGAGGAUGUCGUCAUCUCGAUGCUCCGCCGUUCGGCUGCAGACACCGUCAUCGCCCUCCCGGGCGCCUUUCCCUUCGAUCUCGUCGUCAAGAACUAUCCCUCGCUCCGUAAUGUCAUCUGGGUCGUAGACGAGGGAAACCGCCACCUCGACUGGAAUGAGGUACCCAAGGGCAUGGGCGGAGCCGUCAACGUCGCCACGUGGCAUGACCUCAUCGCCGAGGCUCCCCAAGACGCCGGCAAGGAGUUGCCUCCGACCGAAGGCCAGAAGGACCCACGAGACGUGACGGUAUUUUGGCAGAACAAAACCGGCGAGACGGAAGAGAUGGUUCGCUUUACGACCGCGAACCUCGUUGCCGCCGUUUCGGCUCAGAUCUUUGCCGUGCCCACGUCCCAGCGCCUCGGUCCCUCGGAUCUGUUCCUCCCCGCUGCCCCGCUCUCGGACGUUUAUACUUUGACCCUGACUCUUGCGGCACUCUAUUCCAAUAGCUCGGUCGCCCUGAACUCUGUUGCGGGACGGUCACGGGACCUGCAGAUGGCAACCCGCGGCAUCUCGCCGACCGUCAUAGUCGCUACCCCUGAGACGCUGCUCCAGACCCGCGCCGAGGCGGCCGACUCUCUCAAGUCUUUCAUCGCAAGGACGGUGCACGGCUUCCAGACCCGCAGUCUCCAGAAUGGUAUCAUGCCUGCCUCUUCGCUGUUGACUUCGUUCAACGACAGUCUCCGUCCCGCAAUCGGCCGAACUCCGGGCAAGCUGCGAUUGAUCUUUGUGGCCGAGCGCGUCGGCGCCGGCACGCCGCCCCUGUCAUCGGCUGCACUGUCUGACUUGAGGAUCCUGACUGGCGCGAGGGUUGUGUACGCUCUCACUGCGGCCAAGGUUGCGGGUGCCAUUGCGCAGACGAGCUUUUACGACUACAGGAUCAGUAAGGACGAGGGCGAGAAGGGGUGCUCGCACUUUGGGCCGCCCAUGACGAGCACCGAGAUUAUGUUGAAGGAUAAGGGGGUGCACAAGACCACGGACGACAAGAUCGAAGGCGAGAUCAUUGUUCGUGGGCCGUCUGUCGCCGGUAACGAGGCUGCUCUAGGUGUUGUCGGUAGGAUCUUGGACGACAACACGCUUGCAUAUGUCUAA